Messenger RNA from Daphnia carinata, 11389 nucleotides. RefSeq names its product DNA-dependent protein kinase catalytic subunit-like. Gene Ontology annotation, biological process: telomere maintenance; protein phosphorylation; double-strand break repair via nonhomologous end joining. Gene Ontology annotation, molecular function: protein serine/threonine kinase activity; protein binding. Lineage: Eukaryota; Metazoa; Arthropoda; Branchiopoda; Diplostraca; Daphniidae. Gene Ontology annotation, cellular component: nucleus. The coding region runs from base 100 to 11220 and encodes 3706 amino acids. The record is from RefSeq and is a predicted model, not a curated record. The transcript is spliced from 33 exons.
GAUUUUCCGUCGAUGAAAACGUUGAUUGUGCAGUACACUAUGUUGAAAGUUGGAUGUUGAAACUGGAAAGUUGUGGGGAAACCACAUAAAUAUUUACGAAUGGAAAAUAUAUUGGAAGAUUACUUAUUUCAGGUGCAUUCUGGAACAUGCUUAAAUGUAUCGGAACAAGUAAAUGAUAUAAAAGAAAUAGUUCUCAAAGAAAAGAACGAAUCGGUUAUCCUAGUUUUGUUGAACAGACAAAAUGGAUUAGUGCCAUUGUUGUCCUCGUUCCGAGAUUCCAGAAAGGAAGGAAACACAGUGGAAAUAAUAAAAAAUGUGUUGGAAAUUUUUGCUUACUUGCUUGAGCAAUUCAAAGAAGCAAUGAGUAGCCAUUUGGUAGUUAUCAAAAAUUCCAUCCUGCAGUAUAUGAACUCUAAAGAUGCUAAAUUACGAGAAGCUUCCUAUUCUGUUCUUUCCCAAGUUGUUAUUGCUGCCCAGCUAUCAUCAGGAGAAGUACUAGAUGAGUUGGAUUUUUUUUUACUUUCAAAUAAGCUUUUUGAAAAAAUGGCAGCAUCUGCUGAAGAUAAUGCAAGCAAAUCCAAAAUGGAAUUCCUAAUACUUAUUGGAAGGCUUGCUCAAUAUUUUCCAAACACACUUAAAGAAAAGGCAAGCCGAAUGAUCAAUCAAAUACUUUAUGAAAUGGAAAAGGAGAUGAAACAGCAUGAUUAUAAAGACAGAGUUGUCGGAGGCUGUCUAGAAGCUCUUAGAGGAUUCCUCUAUUCAUUUCAAUCAAUUAUUAAUCAAAAGUUACUAGAAAAAAUUCAUGGUUACUUGAUAAUGCUAAUAUCCCGAAACCCCAACUUCGAAAAAAAAACAAUCAGCUUUACUCCUAAAGCUGUAUUAAAUAUGCUGGCGGAGCACGCAGCUCUAUUCAACAAGUGGCUUUUGAAGCAAUAUAAAAUGUGGUUCGAUUCACUAAAAACUUAUGUAUUGCUCGAAAAACCAGGAAUCCACGAAAUUAGUUUAAACGCAUUGGGAAAGUUUAUCGAAGAAAGUAUUAAAUCUUUGAAAAGUGAAGCUGAUGUAGGAAAAAAAUCGACAAUCCUUGAGUUUUUUGUCAGAAACCUGCGCGAGGUUUUGGAAUCUGAUCGUUCAUCUCUUCAGUUGAGAACUGUUGGAUUGAAAGCAUUGGGCGAGUGCAGCUUGUCAGUCACUGGGGAUAAUAUAUGGCACAUUUUUAUGUACCUUUUUAAUAAGACAGCUGUAAUUUGCAUCCAAGAGGAUACUUCAAAGAGCUUGGAUCUUUUGCCAGUUUGCCUUGAAUCCCUCGGCCUUGUUCUUACGCACUGUACUUCUCCAUUGGGGAUUGAAAGAACACAGCAGCUACAGAGAAUGUUCGUCCACCUCUUCACCCGAUAUUUGGACAUAGCCGAAAGAAAUCGAAGCGGUCGGUCUGCUGCUGUGUUUUUGGUAGGUGUUCAUGCUGCCAUAAAAAAUCCAAUGGAUUUUUCCGCUUUUGUAAGAGAUAUUGUGACCCAGAGCCUGAUUCGUUCCACUCGACCAGAGCUUGAUUCAGACGGUGUAAAGAAGUAUACCUUCCUGUGGAUAACUCUUUUGAAUUUCGCUGGUCAAGAAAAUCUCCCGUUCAGUUUGGAAGAACGUGCGUACGUUUCAGCUAUAUUAGACGAGCAGUUGGUUGGUGCCAUUUUUACGAUCAUCGGCCGUCUAGAUUUGUCAACAAGGGAAGGCAACUCGAAUGAAGAUGAAUUAAAAGCUGAAUAUCUUCCCAGUAAUCCUGCCGAUUGGCAGUUGUUUCACAAUCUUGUCGAUUUACUCGAGGGGUUGCUGAAAGCCGUGGAACCAAGGGAACGAAUGCAAAACUCACUUAUUCCAUUAGGUGAAGCAGUUAUUGCAUUGUCAACCAAGUCUCCUUUAAUUCCCGGCCUUUACCGUAUUUUGGCAACCCUAUUGUCCAUAAUCGGACAAGUUUUGCCGAUUGUUCAACAUCCCCGCUACCAAUCAUACAUGACAAGCCUGAUUAAUCAAUUGGCGCAAUUCUCGGAUGAUGUCCUCGUCUCUGCCGUGCAGGUCGUUUUAUCAAGUCCCACGUGGUUGGUUAUCUCACUGAGUAGUUCUAUUACUGGUGCCUUGGCUUCAGCCCUCAAUCUUGGCUUGACAUAUCCCCCUUUAGCUGAAUGGCCGUUGGAUGCAUUGGAACAUUGGCAAACUACUGUGCCAUUUUCAACAUUCGAUUCCAUAAUGGAAGAAGUCCUCCCAUGCCUGGAAGGUUAUCUUAGCGAUGUGGAAGAAUUGGCUAAAGAAAUUACCUUCAUUAGUGGCAAACGAUUGAAAAGACGGAAACAAAAUAUUCAAUCUACAGAAGAACGCGAAUCCUGGGAAAAAAUACGUCGUAGAGUUGUGAGAUUACUUGGACGUAUGGGGCCUAAGUGCAGCCGUUUGGUUGCUCAAAACGAAGAUCACGUAAUUGCCAGGUCAGCCACCGGAUGGCAAAUCAAAGGCCAUCUCGAGUUUGGGCUCCCGUUAUCCGACAUGAAGCCAAUCAUCCAACUUGAUCAGUUUCUUCCACGGAUACUGCAUUUGGUUCUGCACACUAGCGAGAUAAAAACCAGAAUGGCUGCCUGCGAGUUUCUUCACGCCUCGGUGAUAUUCUUAACUGGAACAAAUUCACGUCGUACCGAAGAACUACGACUUCGUUAUCCACUUGCACCCUUAUAUGCGAAGAUAUUUCCAACCGUUUUGAAUUUAGCUGCAGAUUCUGAUGAAAUCAUUCGUCAACUCUUCCGUGCGCUGUUAAUCCAGCUAGUGCAUUGGUUCUCUCGCCCUGCCUUCUAUCGAAAAGAAUCCCGCGGGCCCCGAACCGUUUUGGGAGCGGAAGCGGCUCUUUUAGUGGAAAUGUUAAUGGAAUCAGCAUGUAGAGGGCUUGAUGCUUCUUUAAUCCGCGAUCUGGCUUGUGAAUGCUUAAUGGAAUUCCUGAAAUGGACAAUCAAACAAAGCAGCGAUACAACACUUUGGGAUGAUCCGGCAGCUCCAGAUUUUCUCUUUCAAAAACUUCGGGCGUCAGCCACUCAUCCGUCCCUCCAUCAAAGGCAUGGAGCUGCAAUCGUGUUCAACAGACUGUAUCGCGUUAUGCGAGAAUCUGAUCCACUUACGUCCAUCUACACCCUGGAUCUAUUGACCCACUUUGUCACUAGUCUUUCACUCGGAGAACGUGAUCCGUUUUCAACGGAAAUCCUUCAUCAAUCUAAACUGGCGCUUUACCACCUAACCCAAACGGUUAGCUUGAAGAGAAAUCUCUUCGAGCAUCCGGAUAGUCGGCGACGAGUAGCACCUUUCCUUAUCCAGGGAACUUUGCCUGAACUGCUUGAUUUUUUAUUGAAUCACACUUUAGGAUCACAGCGGCAUUGUCGACAUAUUUGUUUGGAGCUCUGUGGCAUUUUGGCCCGUCCGCAAUCGCUAACUGAAGUGAUGACUCAAUUUUUCUCGAAACAGCCACUUGAAAAUCGUUUUCCGGAGAAUUUCCCAUUCCCAGCUCGUCUAGACGUCUAUCGCCAUCUACUUGGGUUUGGUGUGAUUGACACAAACAAAUGUGACAACGACGUUGACUUCUCAGAUCAAUUCGAAAACUUCGCUAAAAGCAUUGAAAAACGGCUCAACGAAGGACUUUCUACAGAAGAAGUGCCGUUGAACGACACAACAAGUGAAAGCUGUCUGGCGUGGCUAGGCUUUCUAACGGAAUAUUUAACAAAAUCGCAAAACAGAAAAUUUAUGCGUAUCAAAACAUUGAUCCGCGCGUGUCUUCUUCCUGCGCGACUGGGGUUCUCUGACGCCUCUGGAUCGCAACAACAAUUCUACGCGUGUUUGGAAACCCUUUUGCCUUUCUUAACACCCGACAGGAAAGUCAUAGAAUCAGUUCUAAAUUCAGAAGAAUUUCGAUUGGAGCAUUUGAAUUUAGCCGAGACACGUAGUCUGGACAUUGUUCGGGGACUGACCCUAAUCGUAAAAAGCGGCUGUGUGGGUGCUGGUUUCCCAUGUGACAAAUCACCAUCUGCGCUACUGAAAUUAGCUGUUGACAAUGUUGUUAAUAACGAAUCAGCGUCGUUAAAUAUCAGUGGAUCUACUGGAGACAGUGUGUCCUCUGCAGUGCGUGUAAGGGCGUCUGCGUUAUUAAUAGAGCUGGCUUUGUUACUUGGACUCAGCAUGGAAGUGUUUUCUAAUGAAUUUAGAAACCCUGCCAAUAUUCCAGGCGUGAUCGUGACGUAUGGCCAAUACCUGCGCUCAAAGCUUGGCCACCUCAUCUUCCCGGUUGUGAUUAAUCAAAUGUCGAGCGUGCUGCCUUUUAUUCCUCAAGAGGGUAAUGGUGAUUUACAACAAUGGGCAUUACUUCUAGAACUUUUGCAAACAGCCAAUCAAACUCAGCGUUCUCCCGACCAAAGAAAAUGGAUCGUUCAAAAUGUGCUAGAUUCGUGGAAAGUACUUGAAAAACAUGCAGGAUCUUACGGACAAAGCUUCAAUUUGCAGUUGUUAGUAAACUGCCUCGCAAGCAUUGACAUUGAUGCUGUGGGACGUAACGGCGAUCUCAAGCAGUGGGUCAUCGGCUGCUGGAAUCAACGUACCGACGUAACCCUUGCUAGUGACCUAGUCCAGCUAUUAAACGUCUUCGUCGUCGAUUGUUCCGAGUCCGAAGAAAAGACGCUAUUUGCCUCUUUACAACAGUUUUUUACCCACAAUUUCCCCAGCAAGACCACCGAAUUGGAAAAAGAUUCAGACAAAUCAGCUUAUUUUUCUAUAUUUAACCGGAUGAUUGGACUAAUACGUGUACCAGUAGUAUUCCACUUCCUCGUCGAUGUGUUUGCGUUAGAGCCCAACCAUCCUUGUCUCGAUCCAUUUAUCAAAUCGGUCCAAAACGAGGAUUGGACAGAAAGUCUCUCUGGAACUUCGCUGGAUAAAAUUUUGAAUAGGCUUUAUCAACACGCAAAAACCCGAUCGAUUAACUGGAAGACCAGAUUUGACGCCAUAGAAAUGCUGUACACAUCGUUACUGAAAGCGCUCCGAAGUGCAGUUGUCGAACGACAUGUCAGCGAGUUACUAGGGGACAUCAUCCAAAUUUGUGAGGAAGCUCGUGGUGGAGUUGAAGCAUUUGUACACAAAAUUUUGGUCUGUGCCCUAUUUGAGGUCGCCAUUGUUCGUGUAGACUACCGAAAUCUAACUGGUCAUCUCAAUACUAAUUUCUGUACGUUGCGAAAUGGCCAACAGCCCUCAGAAAACGGCCGGGAUCUCCUCAAAUACAUCAUGCAGCUUGCGUUGAACAUAAGAAAAGCUACUGCUCCGUUUAAUGAAAACGAAUUGGAAAUCUAUCAAAACAUGGAGAGAUUUUCUUUUCGAUUGGUCCUGUCAAUCGCGUCGGUAACACCAACGUUGGACGAAGAAUCGAUGGAUAAACUUAUCUUUAGACCUAUGAACCAAAAACUCGCACUAUGGAAUGCCGUGGUGGGCACGACUAAGCGUUACAAUCUAGUGGCCGAAGUGGAACGUCACCGCAAAAGAUUUCGUCUUCAUCUUCCUACCGUCUCAACUGAGGAUCGGCCAACUAAAGGUUACAUUCCAUCCCAGUUCCUAUUUGGGUCAAGCCUUAGCGAAGACGUUUAUCGUUUCGACUUCAACCAGGCGUCAUUACCGACCAAGUUUGGCAGCUACGAUGAAGAGGAAAAUCUUCCAGUUUCGUCGCCAACUAUCGGCGACGCAUCAACCGUUUUAUAUCUGACGGUAGAUGACCUGAACAAACACUCGUGCAUGAGUUUAUUGGUUAAUUUUCUCAACAAUUUUUACGCCAAUCAAACUUUACUUGCUGAUUCUGAACCAAAAUGGAUGAUCAGUUUACGAGAAGCCUUACUUAAUCCCAAUGCCCACAACAACGUUGCGUUAUUCAUUAUUCGAUUGGUUGUGAAUUUGAAAUCUAUAUUCCGAAUUUAUGCAAACUUCUGGUACAAAGCUAUGUUAGUAGCAUUAUUGCGGAAAAUUGGCGGGGAACCACUCAACAGUUUAUUCCGUGAGGCGCUUGAUAUGAUGCUAGAAUGGUCACACGAAGCGCCGCCAUCAGCUAACGAUGUUGAGUUUGCUCAAGCAGCGUCCAAUCUGGUACAAUUGAUCCUGAGAAAUAUCGAGAAUAAAAACACGGAGAUAUUGCGAGAUAACGUUGAAAUGGUCAGAGCCAUAUUUUCGGUGUGGAACAAGAUCUCGCUAAAUAUACCGUAUGAACUAAUUGAAGAAUUGCUGUCUCCCGACAAGAGCAAAAGGAAGUUGGGUUUGCUCAUUUUGGAUGCGAUUAUUGUGCAUGAUUUUUUACCGAAAAAUCAUGAAUUCAAUUCCCGUUUCAAGCAACAGUUGAUAAAAUGGUUGACUUUGGAUGAAAAACGGGAUUUGACGCGUUCAUGUGCAGCCCUAUGCGGAUCCAUUCUUAUCCGAGAGGCCGAUCACGAGUUUGAAAAGCUUGUCUGUGAUGCACUUCAAAUGUGGUAUAAUAGGAAAAAAAUUGAUGUGUUUAUUGAUCUUUUGUACGAAGUGGCAAUCCGACACCCAGCCAUCCUCUCAACAUUUGCUAGCGCCAAUCUUUCACUACUUACGGGCUUUUAUGGAGCGUUGAAGUCACGGUGUCUGGAAGUCGUGGCAAGAUCGUGGUACUACAUGGAAGAUCCUUGGAAAGAAAUUGGUUUUCAAACUAUUGAAUCCAUUCUAAAAGGGUCAAAUCCUGCUGAAUUGUGUCCUAUGCUCGCAUUAGUCAAAGAUCUCAUUCCGCGGGUUGACGUAGCGGAGUGGAAACCACUGUGGCCGACCCUGAUUCGUUUGUCACGGCAUCAGAACGUCGAAUGCCGCUCACGCCUCUAUGAAGUUUUCAAGAAAGCUUUUGAUUUAACUGAUACUCGUGAUCCAGAAUUUGCUCAAGCAAUUUUGAAAGCAUGCAGUGAUCAGGACGAAGAACUCGCUAUCAAAAUGCAAAAUUUUCUUGCUGAGAAAUUGCCUAAUGGCACUAUGGAUCGAAUCCUAGCUUACGUGACGGAUUUUUACUCUCCCGAGGCAGAAGACUAUUUCCUGCCAUAUUGUUUGCACUUUCUCCUCGAGCGCACAACACAGAGCCAUCUUUACCGAGAGCCUAUCUUUGAUCAACCCUUGGACGACAUCCCUUUCCAGUCAUUUGAUCUGCUUUCAUUUAGUUCACAGACGGUCCCCCAACGACCGUCUUGGAGUAAUUUUGGCAGGGGAUUUUCUUAUGGAACGAUUCAGCCUGGAUUCCUACGUGCAACGCAAAGUUCAAGUUCCACUGCGGUUUCGUCAACUCAAUCACCUGCCAAUUGGCUGAUGACAGAAACCCUUUCAACGGAACCGUCUUCUACGAAUCAAGCAGCGAUGAAGACAACAACGGAAACUGUUGAAAAAGAAACCUUUAAAAGUCCACUGAAGUCUUGGAAAAGAUUCACCACAACCGGUCCGCCCCCCGCGAAACCAAGUUAUGAAAAUCGGGGAAGAAGCUCUAAUAAAGCAUCUAGUCAACCGACGAUUUACCGCAAGUACCGUACAGGUGAACUGCCUGACAUUCAAAUUCCGCCGUCUUCUCUCAUCGCCCCACUCUGCGCUGUUGCACGCAAUGAUCCUGUUAUUGCCAAAUCCUUGUUUUGCCAUCUUCUUACUGUCUUGCGGCAACAAGUUAGAGAAAUCCAAGGCGAUGAUAAAGUAUUUGUAUCGAAGUUGAAUACCUCCCUUCAAUCGAUAGUGGAAAAUUAUCGGUUACGAAGCGGCAAUUUCAAUUUGGUAGCGGCAAUCUUAGAAUAUUUUUGGACCAAUACAGAUGAAAUUGCCAUGGACUCCGGAAAACUAGUUCAACUGGUUAAAGCGAGUCAUCUUCAGGCCUUAGGCAUUUUAGUGCUUGAAUCUUGUUUCCCAGACCGUCCAUUUCCAGGGCAAAGUAAGAAACCUAAACGUCAAGAAGUAAAGGAUCAGAGUAGCUGGUUUCAUGUAGCAAACCUGUAUGGAGACAUUCAAAAUGUGGAUAAUGUUAGAGCGGUUGUAUCCCAUCUAACAGACUGCAAAGAGUCAACUAAAAAAGCCAUUGAGAGCGAGUCGAAACACAACUGGAGGAAGGCUUUCGAAUAUUACAGCCAAGUUUUCAAGAGCGACACUCCAUCCUCAGCCGAAAUGAAUUUUUGCGACGAAUGUAGACUAAAGUGCCUCGAGGAACUUGGACAGUGGGAUGAGAUUGGCGGCCUUAAUCCCAAAAAAGAGCCAUGGAAUAUCCGAUUUCGUGUACGGAAUGCCUUGCAAAACUUUCAAGUUGGUCCCGCAGCACGGGAACUUGAUAACAUUCCCUUGUCUACCGUUGAUCCUGUUCUUUUGGCAGAUUUGGCUGCAUUGGCUUUAAGGAAUGGAAACGAAGAUCGAGCUGCCAUUUGCAUUGCCAAGGCCACGGAUAAAUUUCUUUCUCGAUACAGUCAGCUGUCUCCAUUGAACUUUGGAGGUCGCAGGAACCUCCUCGAACACGUCUGCAUUAUCACCGAGAUUCAGACGUUCAUGGAACAUUCUGAUAUCAUUCCGAAUGCUAGUCACCCUCAAACGGGUGACAGUCUUCUUGUAUGGGAUACGAUCUUAGCACUAAGAACAUUUUUUGCUCAACGCACAAAGACGGAAAGGAAUUUAGCAUCCGUUAAAUCCUUUCGUUUGAAACUGGCUACCGUUGCCUUAGAACAAAAAAACACUGAGCUAGCCCGCAAACUUGUGACGGGAACUACUGAUUUUCAAGAGAUGUUGCCCUUUCAUCAUUUGAUUCAGAGCAAAAUUCUUACCAUGGAAUCAUUGUUGGACUCCGAUGUUGGAGCAAGUAAUUUGGAUCGGUUCAUCUUGGCCAAGGAAACCAUCAGUCGUGCAGUAGCUGUCUCCGCUGAUGUUCCGGAGAACGGUCGAUGGGAAAUCGAUCUUGAAAGAUUUGAGGCAUCCCUAUGCGCGCAAGUAUUUCAACUGGUCGAUAACAUACAGCCUAAAGAAUUGGCUAGUAGACAGGCAAAGCUAGUUGAGCUAUGGAAUGUUCAACCUAGAGAGAUCAUCCAGGUUGGACUGAAACACGCGGAACGCCAAGCCCAAAUUGCUGAAAUGCAAGGGACCAACUCCGACAUGGCAGAAGCCUAUUUCAUCUUAGCAAAAUAUUUCUCGGAAUGGAAAAAUAUCAUGCCGGAUGAGGAGUAUAGACAUGGCUUGACGCGAUCAGUUCUUUCUUCUAUGCGUUACGGAUCACUUGAUGGCCAGGGCCUGUUCCCCCUAGUAAUUUUGGCAUUAAAAGACGACUGUGCGGACACUCGUGCGUUCGAGACAUUUAGCUGUCACGUUCCUUUAUUCAUGUUCUUGCCUUGGGUUAAUCAGCUCGUUUCGUAUUUCACGUCAUCUUCGGCAAUUCCAAAAUUGCUUAUUGAUAUAGCAGAACAACAUCCCAUCUACGUCAAAAUACCCUUCGGCCUCACGCGACUCAGUCUUGGUGCGGAAGCGCUCACCAAGAGCGAGACGAGCCUUCUUGAAUCUAAACUGUUGACUGACCAAACAUGGGAAAUGUUUUUGAAAAGUAUUGACUACCUUAAACCCCCAGAAAAGGCUGCACGCCAACUGUUGAAUUCAGAGACUUAUGCGCAAGAUUUUCCAAUUUUUCAGUCCAAGUAUUUGAAUUUGCCUCCACCAACAGCUAGGUCAGCCCACGGCCACACUCACUAUUCGUUUAGCGAAGCAUUUACGGGAAAAUUUCAAGAGUCGUUGGAUCAAGGUCACAUCAAAUCACUUUUAAAUUCGCUGGACUCCUUCAAAAAGAAAACGUUUCCUGGUCAGAAAAGCCUUCGAGAUUAUUCUCCUUGGUUAGCAAAUUACCGUAUCGACGAUGGGACCGUAAAUAAGUUGGAACUUCCAGGAUUGAAUGGAAAGACCCUAAAGAUUGAAACCUUUAGGGACGAUCUUCACUACCUUCAGUCAAAACAGCUUCCAGUACGGUUAACCAUCGUAGUGGACGGUGCUGUUGAAUAUCCUGUACUUGUUAAACAUGGUGAGGACUUGAGACAGGACGAAAGAAUCGUUCAGUUAAUCAACUCAAUCGAUGUAGCUCUCGUCAGGGAUGUCGAGAGCAGAAAACGGAGUCUGCGGAUUCGCACCUUCCAGGUCAUACCUUUGACAACAGCUUUCGGUAUAUUACAAUGGUUACCCGAAACACUUACUUUAAAAGCUUUUCUAGACACCGAUAUUCACUUCCGCUCGUCUCUGAAAUCUCUCAAGCGCGACAUUGAGAGACAAUUUUCAGGCAAAAACCCACUCCAUUUUAUAACUGCAACCCAACAGCAGCUUCUCAAUGACUAUUCCAAGCUCGCUGAUAAAGUGUACCCGUAUGGCCUAAGAGGUGCUUUGAAAAAACUCAGCCAAUCGCCAGAAUCAUUUUUCUAUCUACGAAAUCGACUGGCAUCCUCUCAUGGCACUCAAUGUUCAGCUCUUUGGAUAUUAGGAGUAGGAGAUCGACACCUUUCGAAUUCUCUGGUUUCAACUAAAAACGGAGACAUAAUCGCUAUUGAUUAUGGCAUGGCGUUUGGCAUGGCCACAUCCCAACUUCCCGUGCCAGAAGUCGUAUCCUGCCGAUUGACGAAUCAGUUCCAGUUUCUAAUACCGGGCCUUAGUCUUAACGGUUCAGUUCGUGAUAGUAUGGUCCACACGUUGCGCGUUGCAAAAGCGGAAUCAGGCUCCAUCAUUGCGGCACUAUCUGUUUUUGUAACCGAGCCUACCCUUAAUUGGUUGAAGGAGGCCGAGCUAUUGGCAGAAAAUCGAUAUCAGGCUAUGUUGGCAAAUGAAUCAACCAGCUGGUCACCCGCGCAAAUCAUUGAAAGAACAGAUAAUUUACUAAAAGGAUUCAACCCUUCUGUCAUCACCUGUCAAGAUUUACAAAAAAACAAGAUUUUCUCAACAGCAGAUGGCCAAAAGCUUUUACCUCAAUUAUUUGCUGUUGUUCGAGGAAAUGGGAGCAUGCAAACAAGCCCCGACAUGAAUCCCGAAAUUGCUGCUGUUAAAAGAAAAGCUGAACUACAUUUGAGUCGUCGAGCAAGUAUGCCGCAGCAAGGGCUGUCUUCUGAUCAACAGAUCGAAUGCUUGAUUGAACAGUCCACAGAUCCUGCUUGUCUAAGCCGAAUGUACUGGGGAUGGGAGCCUUGGAUUUAAAUAUCAUCGAAGUGGUUGCGAAUCGUGAUCUAAAAAUUGGCAUAUGAAUGAUUUUUUUUUUGUAAAUAGCAGCUACCCGAAGCCGAGAAAAGGUGAUUGAAUCCAACUGUAAAUCAAAUACGCAUUCGGAUGCGAUAAAGCAAAAUAAAGGUGAAGGGCUUACCAUGGA